Bacillus rossius redtenbacheri is the source of this 2395-nucleotide messenger RNA. It is a transcript of the gene Jra, whose product is annotated as transcription factor Jun. Gene Ontology annotation, molecular function: transcription factor binding; DNA-binding transcription factor activity, RNA polymerase II-specific; RNA polymerase II cis-regulatory region sequence-specific DNA binding. Gene Ontology annotation, biological process: regulation of cell cycle; regulation of transcription by RNA polymerase II; regulation of cell population proliferation. Gene Ontology annotation, cellular component: transcription regulator complex. Lineage: Eukaryota; Metazoa; Arthropoda; Insecta; Phasmatodea; Bacillidae. Bases 189 to 1025 code for a protein of 278 amino acids. The record is from RefSeq and is a predicted model, not a curated record. The transcript has a single exon.
CUUUUCAAACAUAAGACAUUCGGUGCGCGGUCGGUGCAGAGUGUACGCGUGGAAAUAGGCAGCGGUGCGGUCGCGCUGGAUAUCGAUCGCGGGAUGCGCGAGUGACUCAUUGUUGUGGUUGGUAGCGCCGUGCCGAGUCGUGUAGCGUCGCCAGCGUGGCGGCCCCACAGCGAGCAGCCGUCAAGCGCAUGGUGGGCGCCCCGCUCAAGAUGGAGCCCACUUUCUACGACGACCAGUCGUUCAUGCAGCGCCUGGGCGGCGACGUGAGCCAGCUGAAGCGCAGCAUGACGCUGGACUUGAACCCGCACCACGCCGUGGCCGUGCCGGCCGCCAAGCGCCCCAAGCUGGGGCCGGCGCUGACAGAGGCGUCGCUGCUGUCGUCGCCGGACCUCAAGAAGCUGAAGCUCGGCUCCCCGGACAUGAUGCGGUUCCUGCUGGGACAGCAGACGGGACAGACGCCGACGCCGACCACGCCCAUCAUGUUCCCGCGCACCGUCACGGAGGAGCAGGAGCUGUACGCGCGAGGCUUCGAGGACGCGCUGCACGAGAUGCACACGAGCGACUCGAGCCAGAUGAGCGCCUCCAGCAGCCUGCAGAACAUAGACGGCGGCACGUACACGACCCUGGAGCCGCACGGGGGCGUGCCCCUGGGCCAGGCUGCCUUCCCGCUGCUGGGCGCCUUCUCGCCGCCCGACUCCGUGGUCGUGAAGGACGAGCCGCAGACCGUGCCCAGCCUGGGGUCCACGCCGCCGCUGUCGCCCAUCAACAUGGAGUGCCAGGAGAAGAUCAAGCUGGAGAGGAAGCGGCAGCGGAACAGGAUCGCCGCGUCCAAGUGCCGGCGGCGCAAGCUGGAGAGGAUAUCGCGGCUGGAGGAGAAGGUGAAGUUGCUCAAGGGCGAGAACACCGAGUUGGGCAGCGUGGUGCACAAACUCAAGGACCAGGUGUGCCAACUGAAGGAGCAGGUCAUGGAACACGUGCAGAACGGCUGCGAGAUACCUAGCCUCAUCAUAUCCCCGCACUAUUGACUGGAAACAGCUUUCAUAAAAGACAGGUACACUUGUGUUAACUAUUAUUACCUCGUUUUUGAGCGUUUGCAAUUUUUUUUCUACCAGACACGUGAUCUUUAUUGAAUGGCUGUAGAUAGGUAUAAUUUUGUACGAGUUGAACUGGAGUGAAGUGGGUAUUUUUAUAAUCCACGAGAUAAUUUGUGCUUAAUGGUAUUUUAUUGCUCAAAUCACCAAAGCAGGUAGGCCUGUGAUGCAUUUUUAGCGGACAAUUUUGUGUUUCUAUAAGUGUUUAUUUUAAUAACCAGACAUUUUUGUGUGAAAAAAAUAAUAACACUUUGAACGAAACAACAAUCUCUGUAAUGGGCCUAUCAGUCGUAUUAUGGGACCUUUGUGCGAGGCUAUGUCAGCUGACUCGCAUUACGUAGGCGGCUGCCCCUACUUUCGCUUGCAAAUUGUGCCUCAUGUCACGUGAUCAUUGUCAUUUAGCUGUUCAUUUGUUUACGAUUCGCUGAUUUGAAAAAAAAUAACCGUUUCCUUAUUUUAUCUAUUAUAACUUGACAAGCUUGUUGUGCUAUGUGAACAUAAAAAAUUAUAAAUUCAUUGUGAAUCUACGUAAGUUUAUAGCUGAGAGAAUAUAUUAAAAUAUUUUUAAAACAAUUGUUAUUCACCAGUAAAAUUUGCUGACGCUUUGAGGCAUUGCAUAGUUCCGUGUUUCAGGGCAGCUGCACAUCUCGAAAACAAUUUGGCAAGUAUAGUGUCUAGUCACAAACUUAUAAGUCUAUAUUUCGUGUUCUAGCCAAACUGUAUAUAUUGUGUUACUUGUAAAAUGCCCAAUGUCAGGGUUGUAAUGUGUUCGUGUUUUUUUUUUUAAAUCUAAUGUGGGUGAACAUCAGAAAUCUUUUUCUGGUGAAUCCUGACUGCAAUUGACAUUGAAUAACACAUUGUUAAUUUCUAUUUGAGCUUUGUAUAGCAACACAUAAUAUUACUUCCAUGAUUUUCAUCUGUAUAAUAUUUUAUUAGUUUGCAUGAGAUACUAAAGAAAAACAUCUAAGAAUAAUUUUCUGUAUUUUGUAUCUCUGUGUUCUAAUAAUCAAAAUUAAUUUAUGAUCUAUGCUUUCUGAUUUGAAUUUUAUGUAGGCCUAAUGUCAAUUGUAGGAGAGUGCCGUUAUUUUUAAUUUUAAACAUCUGGUAAUGAAUAUGACUUAAAAGAUUAUUUAUUCAUAUUCAGAUGUUCAAGGUCUUCAUUUUUUGUUAUUGUUGUGAAGUGUAGGUAUAUUUUUAGACCUACUAUACAUUGUGUUAAUUUGAAUGUGAUCUCGGAUUUUAUCCGGAAUGCCUUUUUUAUGAAUUGUUUAUUUUUGAAAUAAAUUGAUACUUUAAAUUUAUAA